Puntigrus tetrazona (Sumatra barb) is the source of this 1376-nucleotide messenger RNA. Its product is annotated as leucine-rich repeat-containing protein 30-like. The record is from RefSeq and is a predicted model, not a curated record. Lineage: Eukaryota; Metazoa; Chordata; Actinopteri; Cypriniformes; Cyprinidae. The transcript has a single exon. The coding region runs from base 136 to 1068 and encodes 310 amino acids. Gene Ontology annotation, molecular function: protein binding.
UCAGCUCUAGUGACAAUGACAGCUGUUUGUGCAAAUGACACCCUGAGCACAUUCACGUCUCUAUCUCAUCUUAAACCAGACUGCAGGACGAUUCAGAGCUCAAGACCGAUGGAAUGAAACAUUGAGAACCUAAAUAUGUUUCUCCUGAGACAGAAUAUCUCAAAGCAGCACACGAGUAACGACACUGCUCCGAGAAGCGCCGGACGCAAACCCAACUCCGAUGACUCCAAGAGACAGAUGCGACGAAAAGCCAGCUGUGUUGAGAAUUUAUCUUCGGUCGACCGAAUCCGCAAACAUGCAACCAAGCAUCUGGGCUACAGCACACUCAGCCUGGCCAUGCGAGGUCUGGAGGAGAUGCCAGAUGAACUGUGGGAGCUCCAGGAGCUCCAGAAGCUCAAUCUGUCCUUGAACGCUCUUUCCGUUCUCCCAUCCAGCUUGGGUUACCUAGCGAACCUGGUGAUUCUCAACGUGUGGGGGAACGAGCUGCUCAGCCUCCCACCAGAGAUCGGACAGCUCGGGAAGCUGCGAGUGCUCUUUGCUCAUAGGAACCGGCUGAGUGACGUUCCCGAGGAACUGGGGCACUGCUCCAACCUGGAGGUCCUGAGUUUGGCCAACAACCAGAUCGUCACGCUUCCCAACAGUCUGUCGGAGCUGCGGCGGCUCACCAAGCUCAACCUCAGCCACAAUCGCAUCCAACACAUCCCAGCAUGUGUCUAUAGCAUGAGGAGCCUGAACUUCCUGCAUCUGGCUAACAACCACCUGGAGAACCUGGCUGAUAAGAUCCAGGAGCUGGUGAACUUGAAGAUCCUGAUUGUGGAGAAGAACUCUCUUCACGCUCUUCCCAGGACACUGUGCUGCCUGACGGGGCUGGAGCUGCUCAAUGUGGACUUCAAUGAGCUGCAGAGCAUUCCCGAUGAGAUCUACAAGCUCCGCAGGCUGGAGAAGCUCGCCUGCCAUCCGCUGGAUAAAGGCCUGCAUGUCGUCCACAACCCGCUGGUCAAACCCAUUAAAGAGGUUCUGCAGGGAGGUCUGAAUGCACUUUAUAACUACCUCAAACCUGCUUUUUAACUACCUCAAACCUGUGACUUUUUGUGAGUCAAAGCAGUACAAAAAUGACUUUCUCUGUAUUUUUGUCUUGAUUUUUAGCUUAAAUAUCUCAUUCAAGCAAAAAAACUAUUUAGUAAUGUUUAAUGUUUCCAGUUUAAUUAAGUUUAUGGUCCAUUGGCAGAUACAUUUUUUAGUUUUAUAUUAUAAAUUUGCUAAUUUUGACCAAAUAUUCUUUUUGAAAAAACGAGAGAGAGAGGGAAAAUGCUGAGCAAGAAAAUUGUUACCGUUGUGUGCAGAAAAUAUGUAAAAAUUAUUAUUCAUUUGUGCUU